Messenger RNA from Entelurus aequoreus (snake pipefish), 2411 nucleotides. RefSeq names its product ALG9 alpha-1,2-mannosyltransferase (gene alg9). The record is from RefSeq and is a predicted model, not a curated record. Gene Ontology annotation, biological process: protein N-linked glycosylation. The coding region runs from base 43 to 1950 and encodes 635 amino acids. NCBI's taxonomy places the organism in Eukaryota, Metazoa, Chordata, Actinopteri, Syngnathiformes, Syngnathidae. Gene Ontology annotation, molecular function: alpha-1,2-mannosyltransferase activity. Gene Ontology annotation, cellular component: endoplasmic reticulum membrane. The transcript is spliced from 14 exons.
ACGGAAAUGAACGAACGUUGACUCGGACGUUCGUCUAUAAACAUGGCAGCCAAGGCGCUCCGCCAGCGUACCAGACGAGGCAGCAGACAAGAUGCGAGUAACUUCAAUGUGCCCACCGAGGCUACUAGGCUGCCGAAAGAGGAAAAAGGGGCCGACGAGAGUAAAGCCACAGAGGCUCGGCAAGAGUCAAUAAGCCGGGGUGGUCAAGUAUGGGCACCGGAGGGCUCGACUGCCUUUAAAUGUUUGCUGUCAGCCCGCUUCUGUGCAGCCUUGCUCAGCAACAUCUCAGACUGCGAUGAGACCUUCAACUACUGGGAGCCUAUGCACUACUUGCUAUAUGGCACGGGGAUGCAAACGUGGGAAUAUUCUCCAUUGUACGCCAUCAGGUCCUACGCUUACCUGUGGCUUCACGCCCUCCCGGCUUGUUUGCACGCUCAUGUACUACAGACAAACAAGGUGUUGGUGUUCUACUUUGUGCGGUGUGUCCUCGCUUUCUCCUGCUGUGUCUGUGAGCUCUAUUUCUACAAGGCCGUUUGUAAGAAGUUUGGUUUGCAUGUCGGCCGCCUGAUGUUGGCGUUUCUCGUCCUGAGCACCGGAAUGUUCUGCUCAUCUGCAGGGUUCCUGCCUUCUUCUUUCUGUAUGUACACGACGCUAAUCGCCAUGACAGGAUGGUUCCAGGACUUCACGCCGUUAGCCAUAGCGGGUGUAGCCGCUGGCGCCUUCGUUGGAUGGCCGUUUUCCGCUCUGAUUGGGGUGCCGAUUGCCUUCGACCUGCUGGUGUUAAAGCGGGAAUGGAAGAGUUUUAUCACCUGGUCAGCUGUUGCUGUCUUGGUCUUUCUGGGUCCCUUGGUGGCAGUGGACUCUUUCCUUUAUGGCAAACUAGUGGUCGCCCCUCUCAAUAUUCUGCUGUAUAAUGUCUUCACACCACAUGGGCCCGAUCUGUAUGGCACAGAGCCGUGGCACUUCUACUUCAUAAAUGGGGCUUUGAACUUCAACCUGGUGUUUGUUCUGGCACUCUUUUCCCUGCCACUCACUGCUCUCAUGGAGACGCUCCUACAAAAGUUCCAUGUGCAGAACCUGGGCCGUCCAUACUGGCUGACUCUGUCCCCCAUGUAUUUGUGGAUGUUGAUUUUCUUCUCUCGACCCCACAAAGAGGAGCGCUUUCUAUUUCCCAUCUAUCCUCUUAUUUGCCUGAGUGGUGCAGUGGCCCUCUCGUCUCUGCAGGUGUGUUCCUGUUAUAGCGGUCCCCGUCCAAGCUGCAUCUUCUCAUUUGUUCCCUUCCUGCAGAAAUGCUACCACUUCCUGUUCCAGCGCUACCGACUGGAGCACUACACGGUCUCCUCCAAUUGGCUGGCACUCAGUGCAGUUGUGGUCUUCGCUGUGAUGUCACUCUCUCGCUCUGUUGCCCUCUUCAAAGGUUACCACGCUCCUCUGGACUUAUACCCAGAGUUUCACCGCAUCGCCAAGGAUACCACUCUGCACUCAGUCCCCGAAGGCAGACCAGUUAGUGUGUGUGUGGGCAAGGAGUGGCACCGCUUCCCCAGCAGCUUCCUUCUUCCACACAACUGGCAACUACACUUCAUCCAAAGUGAGUUCAAAGGUCAGCUCCCCCAGCCGUACGCCUCCGGUCCUCUGGCCACACAGAUCAUCCCUGCUAAUAUGAACGACCAGAACCUGGAAGAGCCCAGCAGAUAUGUAGACGUGCGGCAGUGCCACUAUUUGGUAGACCUCGACACAGAAGAAGAAACGCCACAUGAGCCGCGAUACGCAGCCAACAAAGAGGAGUGGAACGUCAUUGCCUACAAGCCUUUUUUGCAAGCAUCCAGGUCCUCUCCUGUCUUCAGAGCAUUUUACAUCCCGUUCCUGUCCGAGCGCCACACCAGCUACCGGCGCUACGUCAUCUUGAAACCGCGGCGGCAAAAGCAACCUCGUACGCGCAGCCGUGGCUGACCUUUUAACCUCAGAUACAACAACAAAAAUCAAUGACUUCCCCUUUUGACACAGCUGGAGUGUGCAGUUUGUCAGGUGGAGUUUGACUAUUGGUCUUAAGAAAUGAAGAUGCGGACCCUUUAAAGACUUUGCAUGGACUUGUGUGUGAGUGUGUGCAUGUGCAUUUGAACACCAAUUCGCACUUGACACUAUUAAGGGGCGGGAAUGGUGUGUCUGUAUGUGUGUCAUUCCUCAGGUGUGCUUAUUUAGAUGUCAGUUCAUGUCAGUGUUUCCCUCCAUACUGGACACCAAACCGAACGGAAUAACUCAAUCAUAGGUGAUAAAAAUCUGAUGUUUACUUUUUGUGCUCGGUGUGAGUGAAGAUGAUGAAUGGAAAUGAAUAAUUUAGAUGGGUAAUGGAAAGAAAUAUGACUGUGAAUACAACCUUGUUUUGUUUUUCUAUCUGUACAAUAAAAAACAGC